CUCGGUGUGGAGAGGUAGCGCGCAUAGCGGGGCAGGGGCUGCUGUAUCGCUGAGCAGCGGACACUCGUGUAAGUGCUGCAUGCCGGGCGUCCUGGCUGGAUGACCCUUCCGGGGACCCGUUGUUUUCCGACUUCUUUGUGCUAAACUUCAUGUUGCUUCUUCAGUGGUCACUUCCUGUGGAGUUUGUUGCUGCUCGCACUUUGUGGGCGCUCUGCGGACUUCUCAUGUAGCGCUCGCUCUCCGUUUGAAGAGGAGUUGUCAGGAUUUCCUGGUACAAAAGCUGGUGAGCAUCUGCAGCAUGGAUUGGAGUAGAAGAAACUCAAGUGGGGCAGUUGCCCAUCCUAACAACCAGCAGUAUUUGCCACAGUCUACCUCAUCCACAGUCCCCACAAUAUCGAGCCAGAUGGCAUAUGUGCCACCAAAUGCCUACAAUCCUGCUGAGACGUUUGUGACGAAAAGUUGCAAUAGUCUUCUUCUGAAAGGUCUGCUGGGUGCUAAUUCCACUGAAGAAAUAUUAAAGAUUCAGCAGUCUGCUUUGUUGAAAAGGCCAGUGCAACAGACCAUGCAGGUUUCACCAGGACAGUAUAAUUCUUCAUGCAAUGCGCUGCAUAAGACAACUACUGCCACAAACCAUCAAAGUAAUCUUAAUGUUCAGAACCCUGUGGUAUCAAUUUUUCCAACACAAUUUUAUCCAAACUAUCUUCUGCAGACUGUGCAGCAGGCUCAGCCGACACCUGUGGUCCAGCAACAGGCUCAGCCAGCGCCCAUGGUCCAGCAGCAGACUCAUCCGGCACCCGUUGUCCAACAGCAAGUUCAUCCGGUGCAGUGCUAUGGUGCCAAUGGACACAAUUCCAGGGAAGUUCAACAGUCUCUGCAAAGCUUACAAAGUGGUGGAUAUUCACAGAAAAGGGCAUAUCAACAGAUGUCGAAUUCUUAUGCUGCUGAAAAACAGAGUCAAAAUGUUCAGAUGGGUUACCGGACAAUUAUGCCAAAACAAAACUCUGUAGCUAUGCACUCUGUCUCACCUGGAAGCUCUGCUCAAAAUGCUGGGUCCUACAAAGGGUUGAAUGACAAAAAUGUUCCUGUUUCAUCCGCAAAUUAUCAAUAUGGACAAAAUAUUCAGAACCAGAUAGGAUCAAAUUCCCAGACAUUAUCCCUUACAAAUACGCUACAGCCAAAGCAGGACAUGAAUGGGCCAAGUCCUCAAAAACAAAUGAUGCCAAAUUUACAUUCUGGCUUUCCCAACAAUCCUCCUUCUAACAGUUUGCCAUCAUGUACUGUUGGGCAAACGCCAUCUUUAUAUUCUCAAUCCAAUACAAAUGUUAACAAUGUUACUGUAAACCAGCAAUUUUCUAAUGCAAACCAAAACUUUGUUGCACAAAAUGUUCAACAGCUCGCACAGUCAUAUACAGUGCCACAGGAACAGCAUUCUGUGGGCGCACAACCCCCACCCUACAGUGGACAUGUACCACAGGACCAAAGACUUAAUGUGCCAGAUAUUCUUGCAUUGUUACAUGUGUAUCAAAAUGUCAAACAAAAGUAUUUAUUACUCAACCGAGAGAAUAACCUUUUGAGACAGAAAAUGCAGAGUUCCUCGCAGAAUAAUUCUGGUUCUUGUACUGUAAGACCACCACUAAUUUCUAGCCUCUCAAACAGUACAGAUCCCACCAAUGACUUUAUAGGUCAACAGGUUUCACAAAAUUCAACUUUGCAAAGCCAUCCUCCAUCAAAUACUACACAUGGUGUGCAGAACCCUAGUUUGCAUGAUGCUUCUGUAAAUAUUCCUGUCCAGGAUAUCUCACAACCAAGCAAUUCCUUUUCUAAUCGUGCAUACCCAACUAAUAACAGUGAUGUUGUUGGAAAUCAGAAAAAUUAUACCAGACAGAUUAAUGUUCAAAACAGUGCAAAUUCCCAUGGGCAAGCCAUAGGAUCUGAGACUUUGAGAGUCCAGGACCCUAAAGAAAAUACAAUGGUAUCUAUACAGUCAAAUAACCAAUACCUUUCGUGUGCCAAUUCCAGCAAUGGGAACCUUUCACAAAGCAGACUGCAUAUAACUUCUAUCCAAAACCUCGGUCAAAUGACUCCAGCAUCAUCUGAAAGUUAUCUUAAUCAUACAACAAACGUUGAUAAUUUUUAUGCUAACAAGCCUCUAUCAUCUAGUUCAAGAGAAGCCAUCAAAGCUUCUUUGCCUCUCUGGAAAUCUGUUCCUCAAAGCUCCGCUCCGACUAAAAGUGAUUCAGAAUCAAGACAACACAUUAAUAGCCUUAAUUCCGUUAAUCUUUUACAAGAAAUUGCUACCAGCCCUGUAAAUGAGCCCCCAGUUACACUGGCUCAGAAACCUGAGCAUGUUUCAAAGGGUAAUGAGCGUCAGGUUGGUGUUGUACCUCCACUGGUACAGAUAAAGGAAUUAGUAAAUCAAUUUAACCAGUUGCCCAAAAUUGUUCCCCAAGAUGAAGUUUUGACUAGCAAUCGUGUCAAUGGAUUCAAAGAAAAUGACUGUUUUAGAAAAGUGCAUCUACCAUUUGAGUCUGUAGAUGCCACUGCCAUCAUGAAUAAUCUUAAUGACGUCCGAGCUAGAAGCAAUAUGAUUUCGUCAUCCCCUAGUAAAGCUGACCAGAACUCUACUGAAAAUAUGGAAACUGUGGAUGAAAACUUGCAAAUUUCUGGGAUAUGUACUCUGGUGAAAGGGAACUCUCUCUAUGAUUCCUCCAUAGCCAUGAUGUUUGAAGGUUCUUUGCAAAUGCGACCUGACUCGCAACUGGCAAUAAAUGAUCCAAAGGAUGACUUUACACUUAAGUGUUCUCAGGAGGUCUUCAAUAUAUCUGGUGCCUCCCAGGCCACAGAUUGUGUAUCUCCUACCACAGAAACAGAAGCCAUUAAAUCAGAAACUCCAUGUCAUUUUAAGUCUCCUGCCAACAUCGAAGAUAAUCAGCAGGCAGCAAAUGAUUGCCUUGGAUUACAAUCUGAACCGAAUUUGUCUGUAUCUGAUGUAUUUGAUUUAGAAUCCAACACUGUAUCUGACCAGCUGUCUGAGCUGCUAACAGAGUUUCCCUUUGGAAUUAAAAAUUACAUGUCUGAAAAUGAACAUGACAGUAUUGCCAUAUCUUUACCGAAGCUUAAAGAAAAACUUGAAAUUCCACAAACAUCAAUAUCCUUUUCUUAUGGCAGUAAAAGUGAUGGGUCCAUCGAGGACACACAGACAGAGUGUGCUGUUGACACUUUUACCAAAGAAAUUGUAUCUGAGAGUACUGAGGUUAUUGAACAACAGUCUAUAGAUAUGAGUGUGCCUACACCUGAACUUCCUAGUGAUGAGGAGACUUCUCUACAACUAGAGGAUGACUGUUUUGAGAUUUCUGAUAGUCCAGAUAGCAAUAUACAUAUUACUUUACUCGAUCAGGCUGAAAUCCCUAAGCUUUUUCCAAUUGAUUCUGAUAAACCUAUACAGCAUGGUGAAGAUUCUGGUGAAGGUUCUUCGGAUGAGCAUUAUGUGAAAGAGUCUAAAGCACUUGUGGUGGAUGUUGCAGUAAGUUCCAUAAAAGAGAAAUCUGAAGAAGAGACUACAUCCGUCCCAGAUAAGGAACUGUUCUGUUGUUUGUUCAGUUGGUUAACCCACACAAAUGGAAAUGCACCAAAAUGCAAUUGCAAGUUUACAGAACUGGAAGAGAUGCAAGAUUUAGCCAACAAAUUUUCCAAACAUACUGCAGUGGUUAAGAAUGAACCCUUGACAGAUGGGCUUGACACCUCAACAGAUGGUCUCAAACCCUCCUCUCCAUGCCCUUUCAAAAUGCAACCUAAUGAAAUAAAAAAUGAUGAAAUACUUCCACAAGUUAGUAAGUAUCCAAAGCUUGAACCAAUCAAGAUUUCUUUAGAAAGUAAACAUGGUCCAUGUAUUAUCAGAAGCCGUUCCAAAGAAGAGAUCCAAUCAAAGCUGGGUUUAUGUAAAACUAAUCUUGAAGAUCAAUCUCGGAAGGAAUUAAUCAAAAAUGACACCUUGACGAGUGAAAACAUUCUCCAGGCAAAAGAUCAGUUGGAGGACCCCAACACUAAGGGAGCCCAAGACCCUUUAUCAGGUUGUAAGUCAAAAAUGGAUCCAUGGAAGUCGGAGAAACUUAUUGUCAGAACAGAUUUUCUGAAAAACAAGCAUUUGUUGAAAAUGAAGAGGAAAUAUAAAGAAAUGAAGACUGCUCGUGUUGAAGAAGGUGUUGCCAGAAAUGUCCAUAAGAUUAACAAAAAUACAAAAGUGGGUGAUUCAGUGAAGGCCCUUAACAUGGCCCGUAUAAUUGGAGAUGAAGCCAAUAAUGAGAAAUGUAAACUUCCUGCUAGAAUAGUUCAGCCAUCUGUGAGUAGUAACAAUAAGCUUAAGUCAUCCAGUAGUUCGGACAAGUCGCAUUCCCAUAACAAAGCUCCUUCUCUGGGCAAGUGUAAAGUAAGGGUUAAAAAUCGAUCUGAGAGUCAUUAUGAAAAGGUAAAGAAGGUUCCAACUGUACAAGAAUACCUAGAAAGAAAAAGAGAGCUCUGCAACAACAGACCAGAGCCGAAAGUGGAUAAAAGAGAUGAGUCACCUAAAGUAAGGCAUAGGGUUGUUGAGAGAAAUGAAAAUGGUUCACUAGCUACACUAAUACCUCCAGCUAAAAUAGAUGUAAAAACAAAGAACAUUGAGUCGGAAGCCCAUUACCAAGCCCAAAAAGGCCAGCCAAAGACCAGUAGAGUGUAUAAGUCUUUGCACAAAAAACACAGAGAUCCAGCAGGUAGUCAUGGGAAAAAAUCAUUGAUAAACAGAGGACUUGACCAGAAAACCACUUCCAGUAGAGAAAAAAUCUACUUGUCACCUCUGGAUGGAUCAAGACUGGCUUCUUAUGAAGGUAUAAGUCUAACCAAACUUCAGAUUAGACACUCUCCUGAAAAAAAGGAAUAUUUUGACAGGAGGAAGUCACUGGAUAGUUCUGUGCAUAGUAAGCAGUCACAGUCUGACCAAAGUCGUGCCAAGAACAGAGAAACUCCAAAAAUGCUCGAGUUCAAAUUAUGUCCAGAAUUUGGUAACAGAAGUCCAUCCACACAAGAGAAAAAAGGGGAGCUGAAGGCUACUAAAGAGAAAAGCGUAGUAGAAGGUAUUAAAAGCAAAAAAGAAGCAUGGUGCAGUAGUGUACCUUUUAAGAAGCGCCGAAUGGAUACCAGCUUUGAGGAUCAGGGUUGUCAAAGUCCAUCUCUAUUAUCUGCCUUUAAGUCAGCUCAGAAGAAUUUGAAGCCAGUACAAGACUCUCAAACAACAUUCAAUGUUUUCAGGCAGAUGUAUCAUGAAAAGAGAAGUAAAAGCCUUGAUAGCAGCCUAUGAUGUCAUGGAUUACUUGUCUUUACAGUUUAAUUGCCUACAAUAUCGUUGGGCUUACUAGAAAAAAUAAAUUUAUGGUCCCCAAAAACAUGAAUUCCGUCGAUUAAAGUAUUACGUUUUGCUGAACAAUGAGAAAAGGUUCUGUGUUUUUUUAUUUUUUUUCCUGAGAUGGCUAUUCUGACUGCCCUAUCUGCACUUUCCCCCAAAUAUUGUCUUAUUGUACAGAGCCCGUGUAAGAGCACGGAUUGCAUUACCUUCCAUAAUUCACACUUCUGAGCAUUAACUGGUGGUGCUUAUUUUGUUGCUGCUAUUAUGAUUGUAAAGGUUUUUCUUUUUCUUUAUUUUUUUUUUUUUACUAUGUUCAGCAGAACAAGAUUUUCUACAUUUUGUACUUUGUUUUGGCUGUCUGUUCUAUGUUAAUGUCUUUGGGAUAUUUUGUAAAUUUCUUGCAACUUUGCACUAUUGAUUUUGUUACAUGUCCCAAGGACAGAUUUUGUAGUAUGUACUUUGUUUACAUUUCAGUACUUCGAUUAAACAUUAUUUUUUUUUA
Molecule: messenger RNA, 5879 nt
Organism: Bufo bufo (common toad)
Lineage: Eukaryota; Metazoa; Chordata; Amphibia; Anura; Bufonidae
Gene: RESF1
Product: retroelement silencing factor 1
Exons: 4
Coding region: 299-5332 (1677 amino acids)
Cellular component (GO): nucleus
Molecular function (GO): histone methyltransferase binding
Source: RefSeq, a predicted model, not a curated record